AUGGGGCACGUCGACGGAUUAUCGAGGCUGCACGCGAGGCAGCAGGGCAAGGGCAAGGCGAAACGCGGUGCCAACAACCCGACCACCGAGCAAGUGCUGAAGUGCAUGCAGGACUUGGGCAGCUCGGCGCUGCGAACCGGGGCGCUGAGCAAGGAAGACUGCUACGCGGUCGGCAUGAAGUUUGUCUGCGAUCCCCGUGUCGUCAAGGACCGCUUCGACAAGCGAGGCUUGCCGCGCAAGAAGAGGGGCCGUCCGUGCCCCAACAUCAGCGAACUAGCGGACAAGUACACCGAGGCUGCGUUCUCGGAGAUCGCUCACAUGGUGGGCAUGAAACCCCGCACGUACCGCCGAUACCACGGCGAGGUCAAGCUGGAGCUGGCGCGACGUGCCCGUCAAAGGCCAAUGGGGACGCACGGUCCGCUACUCAAGCUUCUGAUGCAGCUUAGUGAUAGCACGACCGACUCCAUGUUUGUCUCGGCUUUCUGCUUCAGCCACAUGGAGGUGGUCGCCUAG
This is a messenger RNA of Phytophthora sojae, 513 nucleotides long. RefSeq lists its product as hypothetical. The transcript has a single exon. NCBI's taxonomy places the organism in Eukaryota, Oomycota, Peronosporomycetes, Peronosporales, Peronosporaceae. The record is from RefSeq and is a predicted model, not a curated record. The coding region runs from base 1 to 513 and encodes 170 amino acids.